Messenger RNA from Drosophila ficusphila, 983 nucleotides. RefSeq names its product putative fatty acyl-CoA reductase CG5065. The transcript is spliced from 5 exons. The record is from RefSeq and is a predicted model, not a curated record. Gene Ontology annotation, cellular component: peroxisome. Gene Ontology annotation, biological process: long-chain fatty-acyl-CoA metabolic process. Gene Ontology annotation, molecular function: alcohol-forming very long-chain fatty acyl-CoA reductase (NADP+) activity. The coding region runs from base 46 to 816 and encodes 256 amino acids. NCBI's taxonomy places the organism in Eukaryota, Metazoa, Arthropoda, Insecta, Diptera, Drosophilidae.
GUCACUCCAGCUGUCGCUGAGCCCCUGCCGGGAUGGGUGGACAACAUGAACGGACCCACGGGUGUCCUCAUUGGCGCCGGCAAGGGCGUCAUCCGCUCCAUGAUCUGCAACGGCGAGCUGAAGUCCGAAGUCAUUCCCGUGGACAUCGCCAUCAACGGCUUGAUUCUGCUGCCGUACCACAACAGCCUGGCCGAGAAGAGACCGCUCCAGAUACCAGUGUACAACCUGACCGUGGACGACGCCAAGAAGCGCACCUGGAAGUGGAUAAUGGACGUGGGCCGCGACCUGGGCAUCAAGUACCCCUUCGAGGUGGGGCUCUGGUAUCCCGACGGCAACAUGACCUCCAGCAAAUUCUACCACACCAUCUGCACCAUCCUGUUCAUGUGGCUGCCGGCGUACCUCAUCGACUUCCUGCUCCUGGUCUUCGGACAGCGUCGCUUCAUGAUCCGGGUACAAACGAAGAUCGCCGUGGGCCUGGAGGUGCUGCAGUUCUUCACCACGCGGAGCUGGGACUUCAAGUCGACGCACUUUGAGCAGAUCUACAAGGAACUGGGCGAAACAGACCGAGUGAUAUUCAAGAUCAAUACCAACGAUGUGGACGACCAUGAGUACAUGAAGGUCAGCAUUUUGGGGGGCCGUCAGUAUGUUAUGAAGGAACCUUUGACGAGUUUGCCCAAGUCCCGCAUACAGUUGAGAUUCAUGUAUGUUUUGGACCGCAUUUGCAAAACCCUAAUCCUCUCAGGCCUUCUGUAUUGGACUUCUCACAAGUUGGGAGUAAUCGAUUUGGUCAGAAACGGAAUUCUGACCAGCAAAUGAAACUUCACUCUUUUUGGGAUAAGAUUCAAGUUUUUCGUACCUAAAUGUUCAAGUGCCUUUUAAAAGGUUUAUGUAAGUCAGUUCAAAAAUAUUCAGGUGUUUUGAAAUCGUUGGUUUGUUUCGACAAGCCGUGUUGUUUGUAAAAUAAACGAAGUUUUAAUAUCGCA